Messenger RNA from Penicillium canariense, 786 nucleotides. RefSeq names its product proteasome core particle subunit beta 6 (gene prs3). Bases 1 to 786 code for a protein of 261 amino acids. NCBI's taxonomy places the organism in Eukaryota, Fungi, Ascomycota, Eurotiomycetes, Eurotiales, Aspergillaceae. The record is from RefSeq and is a predicted model, not a curated record. Gene Ontology annotation, cellular component: proteasome core complex. The transcript is spliced from 2 exons.
AUGGCAUCGCUCAUGGAUCACCAAGCUCGCGGUGAGACCAUCGGAUACUCCUUCUCUGAGCACACAGCUGCCGGCGUCAAGCAGCAUGGAUUCUACCCUUACACCGAUAAUGGUGGCUCGACUCUGGGCAUCACAGGCUCCGAUUUCGCCAUCCUUGCUGGCGACACCCGUUCCACAUCAGGCUACAAUAUCAACUCUCGCAUGGUUCCUAAGGUCUUCAAGAUCGGUGGUGAUGAUGAGACCGGUGAGGGAGCGAACAUUCUCCUGUCUGUGGUGGGAUUCGCCGCGGACGGCAAUGCCCUCAAGGAACGACUGGAUGCCGUGGUGAAGAUGUACAAGUAUCAGCACGGGAAACCCAUGUCCGUCUCUGCUUGUGCCCAGCGCCUGUCGACCAUUCUGUACCAGAAGCGAUUCUUCCCCUAUUAUGUACACGCCAUUUUGGCCGGGUUGGACGAGGAGGGCAAGGGAGCUCUGUACAGCUACGAUCCCGUGGGCUCAUACGAGAGGGAGCAAUGCCGUGCUGCCGGUGCUGCCGCGAGUCUGAUCAUGCCGUUCCUGGACAACCAAGUCAACUUCAAGAACCAAUACAUUCCCGGCAGCGGAGAGGGACAUGCGCUGGAGGCGAAGAAGCCCGAGCCUCUGCCCCAAGAAACAGUCAAGGCCCUUGUCCGGGAUGCAUUCACAAGUGCGGUGGAGCGGCACAUCGAGGUUGGCGAUAACUUGCAAAUGAUGAUUAUCACCAAGGAUGGGAUCCAGGAGGUGUAUCACCCGCUGAAGAAGGAUUAG